Molecule: messenger RNA, 4485 nt
Organism: Anopheles marshallii
Lineage: Eukaryota; Metazoa; Arthropoda; Insecta; Diptera; Culicidae
Gene: Su(z)2
Product: protein suppressor 2 of zeste
Exons: 5
Coding region: 1-4485 (1494 amino acids)
Biological process (GO): negative regulation of transcription by RNA polymerase II
Cellular component (GO): PRC1 complex
Molecular function (GO): promoter-specific chromatin binding
Source: RefSeq, a predicted model, not a curated record
AUGACAAGUGCUGCGGCAAUGAUAAGCGGCAGCGGUGGUGGUGGUGUCGAGGGAGGCACCGCAAUCCGGCCUAGCCUGAAGGAUUCUCGGGCGAGCCUCGUGCCGACGCCGGAGAAUGCCGGCAGCACUAGGCACAGCAGUACGCGAUCGCCCUCGUCCUCCUAUGCCUCGACGUCGCCGGCCCUUCCCAUGGCCGGUAUGAUGAUGCACGAGCCGGAGCGCAUCCGAAUGCGCGGUUCGGCUGCGGGCAACAACCGGCGGCGCGUCAAGGACUUCAACGACAGCAUAACUUGCACCCUCUGCAAUGGCUACCUGGUCGAGGCCACCAGCGUCAACGAUUGUUUGCAUGCAUUUUGCCGAUCGUGCAUCGUGAAAUACCUCGAGUGCAACAAGUACUGUCCCCGCUGCAAGUCGUACAACAGCAAACCGAUUACGGUCGCUAAUUUAAGACCGGAUCGAACACUUCGGGCACUCGUCUACAAGCUGGUGCCAGGUUUGCACAAAUCCGAAAACCAAAGAAUAGUACAGUUUUAUGCAUCCAUCUCGAGCAACAUCGUCCCAUCGGUGGAGGACGAUCCGACCGGGCAGGGUACGUUCCAACUGCUCGACGAUCAAAACUUCUUCUCCCCGGAUGAACCAAUCAGUCUGUCGCUGGAGUACCAUUACGAUGCGGUGGCGGAGCACGGUGGCGCAUCCAGCGGGCAGCUGCCCAUCACCUAUCUGCAGUGUCCGGCCGCCGUGACCGUGCACCAUCUGUACAAAUUUAUCCUCACGAAGAACGGGCUGCAGGUCGGCUCGGACAACAUUCGGGUGGAAAUUAUCUACGAGGAGGAGAUUCUGCCGCAUGAUUACACGCUGAUGGAUGUGGCGUACUGUUUCGACUACAAGCGGAUAGCACCGAUGCGGUUUUUCUAUCGCAUUCUCAUACACUCGACCGCAAAGUUGGCACCGACCGCGAGCGCAUACCAUCGCGUCGAGGGACAGGACAAAAAUAGCACCAAUAGCAGUAACAGCGGUAGUCCCGAUACCACUGGCCCUGCCAACCCUGGCAAGAGUUCUGCCGGCAGCGGUACCCCAACGGUGAAAACCACCCCAACUACUGCCGGUGUCAACGAUGGUCAGCGGCCAGGCAGCACGAAAACCAAAGCGGUACAGGGGUCCGGGGGCAGCAAACACCAACCGGCUGGUCGCGCCCCACGGGAAGAAACCGCUAAUAAUAGUGCCCCGAUGGCUGCUGUUAACGGUCAUCAUCGCACGAAAUCAUCGACGACGGCGACGAAGCCGACCUCGAGUGAAGUGGUUCGGGGUACUGCCCAGUCAUCGUCACCGGUAGUCACCAGCACUAGUUCGACCGGCCUCAAAAUGGUCCUCGUACCCAAAGGCAAACACGAAACAAAUGCUGCUGGAACUGCCGAAGCGAAACGGAGUCCACCGCCUCUCAAGGCCAUACAGUCAGCUUCCGCAGUUCCGCAGAAUGGUGGUGCCGCAGCCCUGAAGCAAUCAUCAAAAGAACCCACUGCUACCGGAAAAGAAGCAACGACACCGACAGUCGAAACGGAAAAAUCCACCCUGAAAUGCUACGUGAAUUUGAAAACGCAAACCGUCGUUGGUGCACCGUCGUCCUUGGAAAGUGUCCCAUCGAAAGCAUGCGAAAGCGAACCUCCGAAACAACCUCCGGCAGAGAUCCCACGGUUGAAGAUCGAUUUAAAGGCAAAGCUAAGCAUUCCGCGCGAAAAGCACCCUGGGUUGAGUCCGCCGAGCAGCAGCAACUCAUCGGCAGCCACAUCACCAUCGUCGGCCACCUCGGCGACGAGUUCGGCCGGUAAAAGUCCCGUUUGGCCCAUGGGGAAGGAAGAGUACGCGAAAACGAUCGGUCUGAAGCCGGUGUACGCGUCAAGUGUAGUACCGGAGGUUGGCCUGGAUGAGUCCUCUAGCCAUUCUUCCUCGCACCGGAAGCGCAAGAAGGGCAAACACUCGAAAGAAGCCGGUAGCAGUGGUAAGCGGCGUAAGUUGCACGCAGAAAUCUCAUCCCAGCAUGACGCAAGUCUGAAGAUGAAGGUUAAGCUUACGGAGAAACCACCCAAACACGAGCGGCUUAAGUCGUCGGGAAAUGAGGAGGAACCUGCACAGCCAAAAUCACCACGAGUGGUGGUACAGGAACCGGUACCAAGUCCUCCGAAGCCUCCGAAAGUGAUCGAUAUCACAAAGGACGACGAUGAGGUGAAGUUUGUUGCUGAGCAGAAGCCGACAAAUGUAAAGAGUCCUCCAGUGCCAACGGCUAUCGUGCCGAAGGACAUUCCGGUGAGUGCUCCAGCGUCGUCUACUUCUACCACCUCGAAGGAAAAGUUGAACGAGAUGCGUAGUGUACGCCACAAACCGAUGGUGUACAUUCCCAACCUGGACCGUAACCUCUCAGCGGAUGUGGCUGGCGUCGGUUCCUCCAUCAACUCACUGCUGGAGAGUGUUGGAGCGAAGACCCCAUUGUUAAAACCGACUCCUGCUCUGAUACCUACCUCAACGGCAUCCUCAGCACUGGCGGGAAAAUCACAACCCCGCACUCCGAUUCUAUCGCGCCCUAUGCCAUCCUGUCCACCGUUGGCCUACCCGAUAGCCAGUUCUCCUGUCACCAGUUCCACCACAGGAUCCAUCCGUACGAUGGCAGCUCCUCCAGCGAUCAAACGAUCUAUCACCACGGACAGUGGUAAUGGGGCUGCGGCAAAGGUGCCACGCCUUGAGCCACCGUCUCUAAUGCCUCCCGUUUCGUUGCUACCGGCCAAACAACCGGCCCCAAUUCAAGCACCGAUGUUCAACUUCGCCAAAGGAGCCAAUCGUGCCAAGGCUGCUCAGCAAGCGGCAGGUAUGGCACCCACUCAACCUGAGCACGUUCCCUACCGAUCGCCGAUCAGUGCGUCCUACACGAAGGAGAUCCCGUCGACGAAGAAACCCAUCCCAAAUCUGUUGCUUCCUCCGGCCACCGUUAGCGUUACGAAGAUGUCCGACAUCGUUUCGUCCACAUUGUCACCAUCCCCGCUGCAAGAUAAUGGGCGACCAGCUGUCGAAUUCCUGCGCAUACCUUCCAACGCACCCGUAGCUGAUAAGCCCAUGCUAGCGCCGUUCACUACGCCCAAGGUGAGCACAAAAACUACAAGACCUCCACCGGCCACUAUUCCACUGAUAAAGAUAAAAAAGCCCACGGUGCUGGGAAGUAAUGGCGUCGAGUCGGUACAGGGUGGAGUUAUUCCGCCCAGCAUGACUCCACUGACCCCUCCAAUGCGCCCAAAGGUACCUGUUCGGUCGGCUUCCGACCCAAUGGCAGGUAGUAACACCAACAUCCUGGAUCUUUCCGGUGGAGGAGUUACAGCUAACCGACGGCUGUCUGACGAUGUGAUCAUUCUGGAUCAUAGCCCAGCAAAGAGUAUCUCCGAUACUACCAAUCGUUCCAGAGUGGUUGAUAGUAACCGCGGCAAACCUUCCAGCACCGGUCUUCACUUCUCACCGGUGAAACGUUCGCCAGAGAUGCUCAACUUCUCAGCACCUACAAGCACCUCGGCGCUUUUAUCGCAGGCCCUACCUCCUGUCCAAAAGACGCUUGCUCCACUACCCAAGCUGACGGAGAUCAAUCGCCAUCGGAGUUUAACGGUGCGACAACCAAAUGCUUCCAUUCGGAGCAUUCCCAACCCAUCGGCGUUGGCUUUUCGAGGCGCCCAGUCGGGAGUUGCUACGACCAUUCCCAACACUCCCUCUUCCACUACCAUGGGGAUGCUAAUGGCCGGGUUUUCUGCGCCACCGAACCAACAAAGUAACGGCAACUUGACAGGUAGUAACCGUGCGAAUAGUAACGCCAUCAGCGCAUCGAUGACAUGUUCAUCGACAACAAUCAAAGCAAACACCGCAUCGCUUAGCAACGGAUCAGCAAGACAGGAGCAGCUUACACCAAUGAUGGGCAUCACCUCGGGCAAUGCUACCGUGAAGGGUACCUCUACCAAUGGUAACGCCGAUCCGAAACCACCACACAACGGUGCGAACGGUAACACCACUCACAACAACAACAACAACAACAGCAAAAUAGCCAACGCCAACACGGGUCUUCUUGCCGCCAAGAAAAAGAUCGAAACGGUAGCGGCCGUAUUGAAGGCAGCCGCCGCCACAGCCGACACAACGUCCCAGCGCAGUACGGCGGCAACAACCACCAAAUCUUCCACCUCGACGACAACCACUGGUGGAAUGAGAGAAGAAUCCAAAGGAAAGCCACAAAAGGAAGACACCACGCCGCAUCCAUCCGCGGCUGUAACUGCUGCAUCCAGCACAACGACGGCCGGCAGCGGUGAUUCGUUGUCAAUGGUAACGGUGUCUGCCGUAAAUCGUGCCGUCAACAACAAAACCCACGCGGAUAGUAUCGUUACGAGCGUUACGACCGCGUCCAUUGCGAGCGUUACUGGUACCAGCUCGAGAAACAGCCCGGCAAGCAUUGUGAACGUGGGGUAA